Anopheles arabiensis is the source of this 2199-nucleotide messenger RNA. Its product is annotated as para-nitrobenzyl esterase-like. The record is from RefSeq and is a predicted model, not a curated record. NCBI's taxonomy places the organism in Eukaryota, Metazoa, Arthropoda, Insecta, Diptera, Culicidae. Bases 180 to 2009 code for a protein of 609 amino acids. The transcript has 4 exons.
ACCGAAGUACAACAUCGGAAAGCAUUGAAACGACGAGCAUUAAGAUUAUGGGCAUAUGAGACGAUCACAAGCGCUGCUGUUUAUCAACAGUUACGAAAGAACGUCUGACGGUGGUGGUCGUUUAUUUUUUCGGUCCAGCAUUGCGGAGAAGAAGCGUUAAACCCAUCACAGUGACAGUUAUGUAUGGUGCCGGCGUUCUGCUGCUCCUGAUCGUCUGCACGACCCAUAACCUCUGCCAGUCCGUUCCGGCGGAAGUAGCGGAAGAGGACACAGGUGCCUGCUUGGUUCGAUUCGGUGACGCUGCUACCGGCGAAGGUGUCUACAACAAAACAUUCAACAAUGUGCCGUACUGUGCGUUUCUUGGAAUUCGUUACGCCAAGCCUCCGGUCGGCGAGCUACGAUUUGCCAACCCCGUGCUGGAAGAUCCCGUUGAUCAGCGUAACUACACCGCGUACGGGAGCGUGUGUCCACAGUUUAAAAACAUCAACCGCCAGAAUGGGAUAGUGGGCAGCGAAGACUGUCUCUAUCUGAAUGUGUUCGCACCGGUGCAGCAUGUGGACAGUGAGCAGGAGACAACCCGUGUCAAGUAUCCCGUGCUGGUGUUUAUACACGGUGGAAGCUUUGUAGCAGGAUCGGGAGAAGUUCAUGGUGUGGAUUUGCUGAUGGAGAAUGAGUUGAUUGUUAUCACUCUGAACUAUCGUCUCGGGGUGCUUGGAUUCUUGAAGAGCGAACGUCUCAACAUCACCGGUAAUUAUGGGUUACGAGAUCAGCAGGCCGCUCUGCAAUGGGUACAGCGCAAUGUGCACCAUUUCGGAGGCGAUCCUGCACGUGUUACCCUGAUGGGACACAGUGCCGGUGGUGCGUCGGUAACACAUCAACUGUAUAACGAACAAGCCGCCGGACUAUUUCAAAGUGUGAUCGUGCUGAGCGGUUCCAUGCUGGCCCCCUGGGCCGUUCUUUACGAUCAUCUGCGGUGUCAGGAUAAUUACGUACACGAUAUGGAUGCACGAACGCUGCCUGAGUUUCAGCAGCUCGAGCUGGAACAGUUCUUCAUCCCCGAUCGUAAGUUACGCUACACAUUCGCAUACUGCAGCAUGUUCUACGUGUGUUUCAUACCCACUAUGAGCAAUCGCACGGUAGAGGACGGUGCCUUCUUUAGCCAUUCACCACACGAAGCUGUACGCGUUAAAACUCCACCCCAAAUGCCGAUCCUUAUUAGCGAGACGGCAACCGAGUUCGAGUUUCUGCUGCCACACAUCUUCGACUUUUGGAUGAGUACAAACUACCCGAACCAAAACCAUCCCAUGAUAAGGCGACGGAUUGGUGAAAUCCUGGACAAUGUCGGUAACUGGGCCGUAGCACAGGGGCUUGAACCGACCAAGCAACUGUUCUACCAGAAGAUGGCAAACAUGGCCAAUCUUUACUACCCGAUCAGGCGGCUGCUGGGUGUGCUGGGCAAGCAUCUGCACGAGGGCCAGCUGUACUAUCUGCGCUUUGAGUUUGAUGGAAAGUUUGGUGAGUAUAAGAAGAAAAUUUACGCCCAACAUCUUCAGACGAACAAGUACGGUGCGUUGCAUGGCGAUGAGCUGGGAUACAUCUUCAGUCCCUACAAUCUGCGGGACGCGUUGGCGAAUCGUUCCGAGUAUCGGAAGGAACUAUCCGUGCACAUUCGCACUGUUGAGUUGAUUGCAAACUUCGUUAAGUAUGGCAAUCCCACACCGAAGCGUAGCAAACUGUCCGACAUUGUUUGGCCACCGUACAGUGAAGCUAACAACCACACCCAGUACCUGAACAUUGACGAAGAGUUUACGCUGCGUCGCGUCGAUAAUCGUCACAAUCUCUAUUACCUGAUCUGGAAAAUUGUGUACGAGUGUUUGUACCACGGGCACUGCGACACCAUUACGAAGCUGGAACAGCUCGGAGAACAAUACGGCGGUAUGCUGGUGGCGCAACCGAACGAUGACGGCCUGGACGUGCUGGAUGAGGAAAUGAAGAGCAAUCUGACUUAGCCGAUGGUAUCCAAUCAUAUCGAGUAAUGCCCAGUAUCUUGUAGUUGUGUACUCAUCGCUAGUUAAGGAAAGGAGUUAAACAUUAGUGUUAAAGUUUUGGGGGCCUUUGUCCUCAAUUUGAAGACCCUUACAGACCCUCACAUUCCCAUUGAAUGUGUUGAUAAACAUUACUAUUUAUUCCUUUAGAAAA